CAUAUUGAACGCAGAAACGGCAAGAUGUGGAACAAAACGUGCCAAAUUUCUCCAAUUUUCUCCUUUUUACAGUAAAUUUUCUCGGUACAUUUGUGUUACUUUAUUCACACCAAUUGCAUAGACUUGGGAGAAAUCCAAAUCGCUAUGGCAGACGAAGCAGUAGAAGAGUACAAGUCGUCCUUAUCGGACCUCACGUUCAACAGCAAACCGCUCAUCAACAUGUUGACGAUGUUGGCCGACGACAGCCGACAACACGCAGCGCAGAUCGUCCAAGUUAUUGAAGCCCACAUUCAAAAGGCAAAGAAUAAUUACAAGCUCCCCGCAUUGUACCUGAUAGACUCCAUUUUGAAGAACGUCCUGAAAAGUACCUAUGCCCAGCUGUUUGCUCAGAAUAUUGUGGCAACUUUCAGCCAUGUUUUUGAAAAGGUGGAUGAAAAGACCAGGCAGUCCCUAUUCAAGCUUCGUCAAACAUGGAGUACGAUAUUCCCGACGCGCAAGCUGUACGCAAUAGAUGUACGUGUGAAUACCAUCGAUCCAGCUUGGCCAAUCACUGCAGCUGCUCCAGAGUCCCCCGUUGCAAGCAUACAUGUCAAUCCAAAAUUCAUCAACAAGGAAAAAGAAAAAGAGGAAGAAAAAAAGAAGACCGAAUCGGAGGAAAUUAUUGAAGCGAAGAUGAGGCAGCAGCUUAUCGAGAAAAAGGCUGAGUUACUGAAACUAGAGCAGGCACGCCUGGACUUCCAGCUGGCUGAGGCCAGGGCUAAGCUUCAGGAGACACGUAAGGGGCCUGCUAUAACAAAUACAACACCCUCCAGUUUGACUGCACCCAUCAUGAAAAGUGCUGAAAUCUUAUCUGCCAAGUCAAUGGCAUCAAGUUCUCCACUUAACUUUGGUGCUACAGCUCCUCCAGUGACAACUGCGUCGUCUGCACCGAGUCGCCGAGAUCCAAGAUUGUCCCGAGAUCCACGUAUGUCCCGUGAUCCACGCACAAUAGAGGCCUCGAAAUCUGGUGCCAGGACUACGACUUCCGCAUCUGUAAAGCCUGCAUCAACAGUGCAUGCCUCACAGCAUGGUGGUGCUCAUGGUUCAAAAACGCAUACCCCAACUCAUGGUUUUACACCACAACCACCUAAGAAGAGACCUAAUACUCCAAGUAACCUUCCUAAGAUUCCGAACAUUGAGCCUGCAGCACCGUCACCCACUUCGAAGUCAGCUUUUCCAUCACAGUCUAUACUGACAGCAAAGGUAGCCCCACAGACGGCUUCAAUUCCAACUCAACCUUCUCAGUCAGCCGCCUCAACAGCCUCUGUGAUGCCUGUAGUAUCUUUACCUGCUCAAGCAACAGUGGCGCCCAUUCCAACAUCUGGUGCAGCUGCAGCCGUUCCUCUUGUUAAUCAGUUGUUGAGCGGACCACAAGCUGUGGAGUUGCCAACAACUGCCCUGAAUCUUCUCGCUCAACUUCAACAAGCUCUCCUUCAAGCUCAAGUUUCAUCGCCAGUGCCACAGACAUCUGCUCAGCCAGUGCUACCAGCCCCUACAGUAGGAGCCAACCAGAUGCCAGGACAGCCAGUGGGAGCCAACCAGAUGCCAGGACAACCAUUGGGUGCCAACCAGAUGCCAGGACAGCCAAUGGGAGCCAAUCAGACCGCAGUAAGUCAGCCGAUGGGGGCCAUCCGGAUGCCAGGCCAACCGGGGGCAGGUAAUCAAAUGCCAGGUCAACAAAUGGGAGGUAAUCAAAUGUUAGGUCAACAAAUGGGAGGACAUCAGAUUCUUGGACAAUCUUUGGGACUUAAUCUGAUGGCUGGUUCUCAGUUGGGGUCCAUUCCAAUGCCAACUGAACCAAUGGAUGCUGGCAAGUACCAGGGUGUUCCCCCUCAAGUUCAGCAAGCAGUUUCUGAUCAUCUGGGGUCGCCAGACCGGUAUGCAACUGUGAGGCCACCAGUGUCUUCUGCAGUUCCGUUGAUGUCCUUGAAGACUUCUGCAUCAGAUACUUCUAUCCCUUGGCAUAAUCCUCCUCUGUCUCACACUGGCCAGAUAGUCCUUCCGCCGUCGGUACAGGAGCUACGUGAAGAAGCAGAAGAAGAGGGUCGAUUUUCUCCAGGUCCUGUAGAUUCCCCUAGGAGGCGAUCGCCACCCAAACAAGAUGUGGCAUCUAUUCCUAAACCAGCCCAAUCGAGAGGUGAUCCAAGGCAAUCGAAAUCUGCUACUUCUUUACAGAAGAAAACGAAUUUAAAAGAGACGAGAAAACCUGUAGCUGAAGACAAAAAACGUGAUAGCAGAGAUGAUAGGAAACGGGAUGAUAGAGAAGACAGAAAACGAGAUGAUAGAGAGAAACGUGAAGGGUCUAAAGAGUCUAGCAGUGGGCGUGAAAGCGAUCGUGAUUCUCGAAAUAGAGAUAGUGAAUGGCGCCGCAGGGAUCGUGAUCUUGACAGGUAUUCCCGCAGUGAUAGAGAUCGAGGUCGUUCUUACGGUAGUGGUCGACGCAGAUCACCGAGUCCGAUACCCAGAGGAGAAGGAAGUCGAAGACGACGUACUCGAUCGAGGUCAAAGUCAAGGUCACCUAAAAGCAGUAGUAGGUCGCCAAGGGGAGACAGAACUAGUAAGUCAUCAUAUGAUAGGGACAAUAGAAGUGACAAUCGCAGUGACGGUCGUCGUAGUACAAAAGUUGAUGAAAAGACGAAGUCAUCGAAAAAGGAUGAUAAAUUAGUUAAAAAGGAUAAGAAGGAAAUUGGGGAAAAGCCGGAUGAGAAAAAGUCUGUGGUUAAAAAGGAAAAGGGUUCUUUGAGAAAAGAAAAGGAAAAGGCAGAUGAUGUUAGGAAGGAUGAGAAGAAAAAAAGUGAUGUCCGAUCAGAUCAGAAGAAAAAGAAGGAAGUGAUGUCUACAAUGGAUGUAGAUUUGCGAAAAUUACCGAAACCGGAGCCGGUUACAGAGGAAGUCAGUAUGGAUGUUGACCUGCGACAACCAUCAGUUGAUAUGGAUAUUGUGCCUAAAACAUGUACAUACUUUGAUGAAAAAAUUGAAAAGACAGAGCCAGUUGACCCAGCGCCUAAUACAGACGUAGAUGAGAGGAUUAUAAAGGCGGAGCCACCUGUUUCUGAAACCGAAGAUUGCGAUCUAAGGGUAUUUGGGGAUAUAGGAAAAACAGACAUUGACACGGGUAAAAAUGGUGCUAGUGGUACUGGUUUUGAAGAAAAGAAAUCGAAAGAGGAAAGGAAAAAGGCCUUGGAUCGCGCUUUAGAAAAGCAACUGUCCGAUGUGGAUCACCGAGUGCCAAAAUCUGAACCAGCGGAAGAAACCCCCAUGGAUACAGGAGUUGAGGCAUUCCAGAAGAAGGAUUUGGAUCUGCGAAGCCACCCAUGGCAGUCUGGUAGCCAAGGAGAUGAAGACUUUGAUAGUCGAGCAUCUACUCCACUGAUGGAUGAACAUUCAGAACCGCCGGCGAAGAAGCAGAAGAAGGAUUUGGAUGAGAGGAGGCCGUCGGAAUCAACGGAGGACACUGGUGACCUUAGUGAUUUGUUUGGCGGUGAAGAUGUGGACUACCGCCAGCCCCCAAAACUCAAAUUAGAGGUCAACAUUCCCAUGUCGCAAGGAGACUUGCCACUUGAAAGUCCUGCAAAAGUUGGCUGGGCAAAAUUCAAGGCAAAACAUCCUGAAGACUUCUGCUUCCAACAACCUCAGGACUUGACUCCGUUGAAGACACCUGAUGCUUUUGGGUCAGGUGACGUCGACAUGCGGACACCACCGGCAUUCCCUAUCAGCAGCGGUGGACAUACACCGGUUUUGGAGCACCAGGAGGCGAUCCUAAGGAAGGCCGAGGAGCAGCUCAAGAGUGGGAAGAUCACCAAGGACCAGUACCACGAGAUACUUGAGCAGUUGGGUGAGCUCUAUAAGUUGAAGAUGAUUCACAGGGAGAUGAGGAUGAACAAUCAGGCGACAGAAGAUGGCGAAAAGCACGCAGUAUCCAACCAACAGGAAGGAGAACCAAGCAAUUUCCCGUCUGCAGAUGUUGAUGAAAGACGGCCACCUGCGUUUCGAAUCCCCAAAAAGAAGCCGGAAAAGUCAAAAGAUGUUGCUAAGAAAGAAAGGUCAAGAAAAAAGAAGGGAAAACGUGGGCAGAAAGAUGAGGACGAGGGGCCAAAGGACAUGGAUGAACGGCCAAUGCCUGUUUUGGAACGAGGCAUGGGGAGGCGAGAUGCUCCUAGAGGCAUUCUUAAAACAGGAGCUGGUCCAAGAGGCAUUCUUAAAACGGGAGAUGGUGCAAGAGGAGUUCUCAAGACUGGACAAGACAACUGGAGAAAUGAACGAGAUGAGCAGCAGGGUAGUAAACGAGGCAACCAGGGGGAGCAUCGGGAUGAGUCGACUGGUGACCACGAUAUGCGAAAGGGUGAUUGGAUGAAGACUAUGCCUUUGGCUCCAGACGGUAAUCCAUAUGAACUGGGCCGUGAUGGUUGGCCGCUCUUCCCCGAUGGAUCGCGCGUGCAGCGUGGACCGGAUGGACGACCAGACUUUCCCUUACCUAUGCCAGUCAGCCUGAUGGAUCUGAAAAUCAAGCCUCCUCCAGGACUUCGCGAUAUCGACAUUGAUAUGCCCAAGCAAGACUUUGAUGAAAGAUUUAUUCAUCAUAAUGACCGACCUCGAAACGAUAGGGCGGAUCGUCAGUUUCGUCCACAUGAUGGCCCAAGACAAGAUAGAAAUGAUGUUCCUAUGGAUGCUGACUGGAGAGGGGGUCCAAGAAAUGAGCGUCCUGUGGAUAACGAUUGGCGAAAAGACCGUCCGAUGGGCAAUGACAGGCGACAGGACCAAAGAAAGGACCGCCCAGGUGGUGGUGAUAGAAGACCUGAUCGAUUCAUGGGUUCUCAUAUGCGCAAAGAUGGCCUCAAUCAUCUCCCACCACAUAUUAAUCUGAAAAUGUUGCAACGGCAAGUCACCCUCCUUGACACAAAUCAAGAAGUUGUUAUUGAUCAGCGGCAAAUUGGAGUAAAGAUUGGCGCGCCACCACGACCGAUCUUUAUUAACAAAAAGAGGCAUUACGUCCAGGUCAGCAAACAGAUGCGUGAAGUAUUGAUUGACGACAAACCAUUUUACCGCAUCGGUGAUCCUCCAGCUGAUUGCAGACUCAAAGGGUACAGAUUCAAACUGUAUUUCCACGGACCAAUGAGGAGGCUGUGGAUUGAUCGUGUGCAGUAUGAUAUCCGACUUGAUGCGCCACCACAAAAAAUUCCAAUCAAAGGAGCGAUUCGUGAGAUUCGUGCAAACAGUUUUGAGAAUGUGCUUUUUAUUGACGGUAUCAGUGUAGGUCAAUUGGGUCAGAAACCGAAGAGUAUUAAAAUAGCCUUGACAAAGCAUGAGCUUCGCUUCGAUCCCCCACCAAAGGAAAUUGUGAUAGAUGGACAGCAGUGCCAGCUCAAGUUGAACUACCCUGUACCAGUCAUCAUGAUGAGAGGCAGACCACAUGGAAUGUGUUUCGACGGUCCACCAAGAGAACUGAUAAUUGAUGACCAGUCGUACAUGAUCGGGAUGCAUGAGCGAAAAACAAUUCGAAUCGGGAAACGUCCGCAUAUUGUCGGAUUUUUAGGUCCUGGACAUGAGCUCAUGAUAGAUGACCUGACACACGAGAUACAGUUCACCGGAGAGCCAAGAGAUAUUACCAUAUCUAAUCGCAUUCAUACAGUUUCAUUGAUUGGUCCGCCGCCCGAGGUGAAAAUAUUGGGGUCGAUACCUGUUGAUGAAAAGACUGGACGAUUGAUGUUCCUGCCUGAUUUGAUGGCAGACCACCCGCCAAUCAGCGUCAGCCCUGAGUCUGUUUCAGAUACAGAUCAGGAUCUAAAAGGUGUUUUGACAGCUGCGAUGAUGCAGCAACCAGAACAGAUGGUGCAGCCUGCAUCGAUGCCAGGCUUACAAUCCAUGAUACCUGGUCAGCAACCAGUUAUCCCAGGUGAGCAACCCAUGAUGCCUGCUCAACACCCAAUCAUGCCAGGACAACAACCCAUGAUGCCAAUGUCCAUAUCCGGAGCAAUGCCGUCUCAGCCAGGACAAAUGAUUCCCGGUCAGAUGCUGCCCUUGGGACAGGUGCCAGUCAGCCAGGCGGGAUUCUCCAUGAUGCAGAACCAAAUGAUGAUGCAGAAUGCCAUGAUGGGCCAGCCGACGGCGAUACCGGGAUUCAUGCCUGCAUCAACCCAGCAGCUAACCAUGCCAAGUGUAAACGCCCUACAGAAUGUCCUUGCCAAUGUGUAUAACCCGCAACAGGGGCAAUUCAUGGGCAACCCAAUGCUGAAUUUGCCCGGUGGUGCUGGACCUGGUGCCUUCCCUGGAAUUGCCAUGGUUGGUGACCAGAUGCAGCCGAUGAUGGGAAUGCAACAGUUCCCUGGCCUCGUCCCACAAGUGCCUGCCGCGCCCCAGCCUGCUGCUGCACCAGUCAUGGACAUCAAGGAUCUGUUCAGCAAACUGGUGAAGACCGGUAUGAUCAUCCAGGAUGAGGAGAAGAAGAAGAAGGAGAGGGAAGAAAGGGCAGGAAAGGAUUUGUACGACAAGGAGGGCAGAAUUAUUCCUGUUGAAAUUGGCGAGUCGGAAUCCCUGACUCGAGUCGAGAAAAUUGAUGAUCUUAUGGACCUACAAAUUCCUAAGCUAAAAAAGCACCAUAAAGGGGUUGUGCAUCGUCUGUACCUGGGUCUCCAGUGUAACUCGUGUGGUGUGCGCUUCAUCAUGGAAGAGAAGGACAAGUACCAGGAGCAUCUCGACUGGCACUUCCGGCUGAACAAGAAGGAGAAAGACGAGAUGAAAAUAGCCAAGUUUAGGAAGUGGUACUUCGAUAGUCAGGAUUGGAUUGACUUUGAGGAGAUACAGGAUAUUGAGGAGAGAGCUCGCAAGAACUUCUUUGCCCGAACCCACCAAGCAAUCCAAGAGGCGGGUGGUUCAGUAUUCCAGUCAAUGGCGUCCUCUUCACAGCCCGAGCAGAUAACCAGCUGUCCUGCUGCAUCGGGAGAUAGUGAAAAUGAUGAUGUGUGUGAGAUAUGUGCAGAUCCAUUUGAGCAAUUCUGGGACGAGGAAAGUGAAGAAUGGCACCUGAAGGACGCUAUCAGGGUCGAGGGAAAGACCUACCACCCUGUUUGUUAUGAAGACGCCAAGCUGACUUUGCUCACAUCGACUGCGACUCCAAUGGAAGAUGGCCAAGACCCUUUUUCAACAUCGUUCUCUGCAGCUGCCAGCCAGUCUCUCGAAACUGAAAAGGAAACUCCGUCACAACCAAUUGCAAUUAAAGAGGAGACUCCUUCUGAGGUCAAGAAGGAAAUUGAAGACAUACCUCCCACCGAAGAUGUUAAAAUCAAAACAGAACCCGAGACGUCUGAAGAGCAAACUAAGACUGAUGCUACUGAGGAGGUGUCUGUGCCCAAAACCAAUGUUGACGACGACACUGUAAAACUCGAGGAAGUUAAGGAGGAGCCGCCAUCAGCAGACGAGAUGGAAGCAAUGGAAGCUUCCCCCGGCACGCCUGUCAAAGACGAACCUAUGGAAAUGCCAGAGAGUCCGUCUCUAGAUAUGGCCAUUACAGGAUCGGAUGAUGCUAAUAAAACAACGGAGCAAGCCACGAACAUUACGACUGAGCAAAGUGUGCCAGUUGUGCCCAAGUCAAAACCUGUAGAGCAGUUCUUUGGUAAUGCUAUUGAAGUUCUUGGGAGCCAGAAUGUGCCAAUAGCAGUGAGACCUUUCUAUCAAGAACCGAUUGUUUUCCAUGUUGACACGCUUGAGGAUGGUGAAAUUACCGACUGAAGACUUUUUUGAACUCAAAGUGACAUUUUACAAAGCCAUCCAUCCUACACUGAAAUUACCGUAAUGUUUUCUUUUUGCAAGCGUGGUGAGAUACCCUCUCUCUUUGGAUGUAUUUUGAUAUGGACUAAAAAUCUUCCUGUAUUGAUUAAUUGUGAUUGCAUUGCAUGUUGCUUGUCAGCUGUUUUCCGUUUCAAAAUUGCAGCUGAUUGUUUUCUUACCAGCUCUUUCUCAUAACCUAGUGUGGGGUUAUAGAAGGCAAACAAUCAUUUCAGGAUGGCCUCGUUAUGAAAGACAGACAGUCACUUUAGUUAGGAUGGCCUUGUUCUGUAAGCUAACAUUUCGCUCUGUGAUAGAUGACAUUUUAGUCACAAGUCAUGGUUAUGAAUAUUAAUUGUGAAAAAAGGUAUGAUUCCUUAAGAUAAGGUGAAGUUGUGCUAUUAUAGUCCUGGUGCAAUUGUAGUGUAAAAAGCCACUUGCAGGACACAUUGAUGCACAUGAAUGCUAGAACUGUAUCACCUUCCCUCAGAUAUAGAUUGUAUGGAAGCUUUUCAAUGUGAUUCAUAUAUUCCAGUUCUGGUAACUUCAGGACACAUUCUGGGAGAUAUCUAUGGUGCACUAUAUUGUUCAUUCAAUAAAAAAAAGUUAGAUCAAAAGUAUGUGAGUAAGUUGGGAAGUUGUGAUAAUAAAGUUCUGGAUUUGUUUUUAGUUAAAGACUUUACCAACUUCAAGCGGUGUGUCAGAAAUAUUUAGUUGCAUUUAUUUUAUGGGAAUUUUGAGGUUUGGUAGCAGAAUCGUAAGAUUAAAUUUUAUUGUAUAUUGGGUAGUUGGGGUGGCUGUAGAAGCUGUUGAGAUUCUAUUUAAGGUUGUUCUGUUUUUCACUGGAAAUUCGGUACGGUACCGUGAUUCAUACUUCUUACAUUUAGUAAUUGUAGAUGAAUGUUAAGGCAACCUGGGUGAAGGGUGGAAUAUGUUCUGUUAUUUGUACAUGUAAAUAGUUCCUUUAAUGUUAUCUGUAUAUAAGUCUGUGCUGUACAGGUAGAUUAUUUCAAAAUGAUGGCUUGUACAAAAGUAGAUUUAGGGUUCUAUAUUCUAAAUAUAUCCCUCUGAAAUCUGGAGAAUAAAUGAUUAUUUUAUAUGAUGAA
This is a messenger RNA of Lineus longissimus, 8906 nucleotides long. RefSeq lists its product as uncharacterized. Gene Ontology annotation, biological process: termination of RNA polymerase II transcription. Bases 145 to 7764 code for a protein of 2539 amino acids. NCBI's taxonomy places the organism in Eukaryota, Metazoa, Nemertea, Pilidiophora, Heteronemertea, Lineidae. The transcript has 16 exons. The record is from RefSeq and is a predicted model, not a curated record. Gene Ontology annotation, molecular function: mRNA binding; RNA polymerase II complex binding. Gene Ontology annotation, cellular component: mRNA cleavage factor complex; cytoplasm.